Messenger RNA from Bursaphelenchus xylophilus (pine wood nematode), 321 nucleotides. The record is from the annotation of a GenBank genome assembly. NCBI's taxonomy places the organism in Eukaryota, Metazoa, Nematoda, Chromadorea, Rhabditida, Aphelenchoididae.
AUGUUUGUGCCGUAUAUCCGUGUCCAAAAUCCCCUUCCUCUCCUAUUCAUCCCGGCUCCGUUCCAAAACAAAGCCGAGUUUUCGAACGGAGCUGGAUCCCGUUCCUCCCCGACCACAGCUCAUGCAAAUCUGUCGGCGGCGGUCCAGAAAUAUUUAUUUUCCAAUCGAGGCGCCGGGCCAUCUUCUUUUCAACUUCUUCGCCGUUCAAUGGCUCAUCGCGUCGGGGCCUUUCCGCGACGUUUCCGCUCCGUCCAGAAGUCGGUCUCCAAGAAUCCGCCUCCAUUUUCUUUUCUGAAAUUGGGAAGCGCCCUCCGUGACUAG